Molecule: messenger RNA, 1872 nt
Organism: Ogataea philodendri
Lineage: Eukaryota; Fungi; Ascomycota; Pichiomycetes; Pichiales; Pichiaceae
Exons: 1
Coding region: 1-1872 (623 amino acids)
Source: RefSeq, a predicted model, not a curated record
AUGGAGUCCUCCGACUAUGAAAACAUAUCAAUGAGCAUUUACAGUCAAGUGGACGAAGGCGCUAAUCAGCCCAGCAAGACCCCACUCAAGGAUCUUGGAAAUUUGACAGACCAGUUGAGCUCCGAUAAAGUGAAACGAGCUCCGGUGACGAGCGCAGGCGAAUAUAGAAAGCUGGAACGUUUGUAUGGAGACUCAGUGAUACGUAUAAACGAGCUUGUUCGUCAUCUGGAACGAGCGGAAACUGAGGUGAUGACGAAAGAGCAGCAGCUUGAUAUACAUGCGCAACGAAUUCACGAGCUAGUGAUGGAAAACAAAACAAUAUCCAAUGAGUUAAAGCACGAGCGGGAGAUAAACGACAAGGAGUACCACAAUUGGAACCAAACUAGACAGACAAUGGAACAAAAAAUAGACAGUUUGAGUCAAAUGCUCCAUAAUCUUUUGCAAAAUAACAAGUCACUUGAACAGAUCCAAACUGACAGCAUAUCACUUCAUGAAAAUGACUUGUCACGUUAUAAAAAGGAAGUUGACCAACUCACCAAGAAAAUAACAAUCUUGGAAAAGGAAAACGAGCUUGAGGCCCAUUCCAAGAUCCUAAUCAUUGAGGAGUUGGAAACUUUUAGGUUGCGCUUCGACGAGUUAGAAGACAGAUACGAGAAACUGAAAGAAGAGUACGCCGAACUAAUGUCUGAGCUUAGCAUGAAUUCUACCUCCGAUAUCCGUUUGGAGGAUCAGGCCGAGUUCCCAGAGGACGAGGUGAAGUUUUCGUUGGCCGAUGAACUAAAAGACUUUGGAGAAGUGAAGGUGAGUGGAUCACGCAAGUCCAGCCAAAGACAUUCGAGCUUCAACAAUCUUCUCAACAAUAUAGAGCGAGAUAGCGUGGAGAGAAGACAUACACAGGAAAUUACAAAGAUGGGAUUCCAGGUGAAGUCUCUUGAGUUGCAAAACGAAAAGCUGCAUUCGUAUAUUGGGUUCCUUCUUCAGCAUAUACCACAGGAAGAGGCCAACGGGAUCGCAAUAUACAAAGACCAAUUGGACUACCAGUACUCUGACGAGAUAAAUAUUCUGAGUGCGAAAAAGACCCUGAAGAAAGUGAUCAGAAGCGCUUCUGCUUUACCUAUCAGGCCCCAAACAUACCGCCCAGCACACUAUGAUAUCGACGAAUCCGAGGACAAUUUCGGAAGACACAACUCGUUUUCAGAUAUAAAUGUCAACAAAAACAGACUCUCCUACAACACCAAUACUUCGCUGAGCGAUCAGGACAACAUUUUCGAUUCUGCGAACCAGGUCGAGGACAUUGAGUACGUCGAGCUUGGUGACUCGGAUUUCACCAUGUCGGACGAGGAGAUUGAGGAAGAGGAGGACAACAACGACGAGUCAUUGAAUGUCUCGUUCACCGUUGAUCUUACGCCGUCUUUGAACAUCAAGAAGAGAAAGAAGUCGAAACUGUUCAAGCGCACGCCCCGCAAACAAUUGGAGAAGCUCACGAUCUUCGGGUCUCCUUCAGCCAAAGAGCCUCCAUUGAUUGUGACCGGCAGAGCAUCGAUGAAGAGUCUGCGCAAGUACGCGUCUAGUUUGGAGUUGAUAGGCGAGGAGAGCGAAGCUGCUCCAAAAGAGGACUACAACGAACUACUUCACAACUGUCACCGGGGCAUUGACGAACUGGACGAGGGAGAUAUCGAGGUCACCAAAGAAGAGCUGGAUCUGUUCCGCAUAGACUUCAAGAAGCUCAAGUGUUUGAAACAUUUUACGUUCCAAUGCGGCUGUCAGGACGAACAUUCGAGUCUUCUGGUUCUACGAAGACUGUUUGAAAUAUUUGGGUGGCCAUCAGGCGAACAGGCGGUUCUUGAGACCGACGUUUUCGAGGUCGACUGA